Messenger RNA from Colletotrichum destructivum, 825 nucleotides. RefSeq lists its product as uncharacterized. The transcript has 3 exons. Lineage: Eukaryota; Fungi; Ascomycota; Sordariomycetes; Glomerellales; Glomerellaceae. The record is from RefSeq and is a predicted model, not a curated record. The coding region runs from base 1 to 825 and encodes 274 amino acids.
AUGGUCCCCAACAUUCUGCCCAACUGGGUGAGAUUGGUACUGAGCAUACUGACCGCGGCCUCCUACCUCCCUCAACACCACCGGAUCCGGGAACAGGGCCACUGCGACGGCCUCUCACUGUACUACCUCCUCUUCAACUUGAUCAGCGCCACCGAGCAGUUCGCCAUCGGUCUAUUCCUCCAUGUCAACGACAACGGCUUCCCGCGCCCGGACGUCUUUGUCCACGACCCGGCCACGGCGGGCGACUGGUUCAACUUUGCUCAGCUCGCCGUCGUCUGGAUUUGUUCCCUGUCAUUAUUCCUCGACUCUCUCCGUCACGCAGCGGAAAGAGACUACAGGCGGGACCAUCGACGCGCCGUCUCGGCAAUCUACCUCGUCUUCCUCCUCAUCUCGCUCGUCCCCUUCACCCUGGACGCCCUCCAGCCUCCGACCCGUUCCGAGUCGCGCCGUUGGGCGGAGGAGAUCCUCCUCCUCGCCCACCACCUCCUCAUCCUGCCGCUCUCGACUAUCCUCACCAUCGCCGCCGCCGUCCCGCAAGCCCGCGCGAUACUGUUCACCCGUCCGGAGACGAGCGCGCUGAGCCUCCCCUGCCUCGCCGCGCAGGCCGUCGUCUUCGCGCUCGUCGCCAUCUCGUGGAUGGUCCGGGUCGAGUACCCGCCCUAUCUGCCGUCCUGGGGGGAGUGGUAUCGGUUGAUCGGCUGGCCGGUGGUCAACAACGGGCUUUUCGCGUCGGUCCAGGGGGUGCUGCUCCUGGUUGCUCUGCGCAGCGGCGCGGGAGACGGAGGAGGGUCCGUGACGGUCGAGAGAAGAGUGCUUCUUGGGUGA